GCACCCGCUGCUCACAGCCGAGCCGACGGAUCGAAGGGUGCAGUGCAGUGCACCCUCCUGCACAGGGCGCGGUGCCCCACGAGCAGACCCGCGCCCCUCCGAGCCUUGCGGAGAGGCAGCGACAACAGGACUAUGGAAGGGUACCCCUGAAUAGAAAGAGACUACAGGACUGAUCAGAGAGGAUGGAAGACAAGGAAGGCUUCUGAAGAAUCAAGAAGGAUAAUAUGAAACUGGCUUCUUCUGAAGUCCUGGGUCUUCCCCACUGCUGAAGUGAAUGCUAAGACCCCCAAUGUGUCCAGAGACAUUCUGAAGAGGUUGAGGGGCUAAGGAGCCUUGGGGCACCCAGAAGGAGAUUCCCAAAGCCAACUCAGAGCCAGAGAAUUUGCCUGCUACUUGAGUGUCCUCCGAUUCUUCCCCACCUGAAUCCCUGUUGCUAUGGAGACCACCAAUGGGACUGAGGUCUGGUAUGAGAGUCUGCAUGCUGUUCUGAAGGCUCUAAAUGCCACUCUUCACAGCAACUUGCUCUGUCGGCCAGGACCAGACAACCUGACUCAGGAGCGGCAGGCCAGCCUACCCGGCCGUGAUGACAACUCCUACAUGUACAUUCUCUUUGUCAUGUUCCUAUUUGCUGCCACUGUGGGCAGCCUCAUCCUGGGAUACACCCGCUCCCGCAAAGUGGACAAGCGCAGUGACCCCUACCACGUGUACAUCAAGAACCGGGUGUCUAUGAUCUGAUGCUAGAAACCCAGGAUGCUGAAGAUCAAGACACCUGAGGGUUGAUUGACUUCUGAGGCCUCCAGAACUCAGCCGUGGCUCCCGUCAGGCCUCAGUGUUCCUAUGUGCAAGGUCAAUGAGACACAGUGCUAAGGGGUGUCAUUACUGGGCUGGGAGAGAAGGGCAGACCUAGGCCUUGUGGGGGAAAAAGGACUUUUUUCCAGCAAAAGACUUGAUAGACAUGAUAGACAGUGGGAACCAUGAACAAAUAUAUACAAGUAGCAAAAGAUAAUAACUAAUGACUGGUCUAAUGGCUGGAGUAUCAUGGGCCAGGGACUUGAGGAAGGAGAAAAGGAAGUCGUGGCAGAGGGAAACUAGACAAGAAGGUGUGCGGAGGGUAUGUGUGUGUGUGUUAUCUUCACUGACUGUGAGAAGCAGCAAUGAUUAUCCCAUGCGACAGAGAGGUAUAGCGUUACUUAUUUUUACAUGUUCACACUUGAUGUUUCUCAUGAUUUCCCCCCGGGAGGGAAGCAGGGCAAGUGCCAUUCCGCCCACUUGGGCUAGAGCUGUGCCAUGACCAGAACUUGAACUCUGGUCUCUGUGCCCAGUGCUUUUUAAGACUCUGCCACACAGGGUGAACCCAAGCCUAAAAGGCAGACAAUCCUGGGAGCCCUCCUUCAAAAAACUCCUACUUACGCACCUAUUACAAAAAUAUAUUACCAUUUGACACUUCUGGGGCCUCUCUUAAAACCUUAAGAAGGAGUCGUGCCUGUGCAGGGCUCUGAAUGCCAAGCCUCCUUAGCUCCAAGGUUCCUGUGCUUCCAACCAGGUCACAGUUGUCACGGUGCCCUUCCCAGACACAACCCCUGCCACGAGAUCUUCACUACCUCAAGUGUAUAGCCUCUUCUGUUUUGACUGAGUUCUGGGAGAAACUUUCUGAUACCAAGUUUCAAUCUGCUUCCAUGAGAUUAUCAUCACACCUGGAAGGUCACCAUAUGAAAAGAAGCUGAGUGUGCAAGGCAGGUACCUGGCUCUGUGGAAAGGGAACCAGUCCUGAUUCUACCACUGAUGUGAGCUGUGACACUGGCUGAACACUCCCCUCUCUGAUCUCCUCUCUCCACAGCAGAGUGAAAUAGUCAGACUUAAAGUCUCUAAGAGUGCUACCAGUUCUGACAUUAUAGGCUCCAUGUACAGUAGGUUGAACCAUAUAAAAUUACUG
Messenger RNA from Phyllostomus discolor (pale spear-nosed bat), 1933 nucleotides. It is a transcript of the gene KCNE3, whose product is annotated as potassium voltage-gated channel subfamily E regulatory subunit 3. Bases 436 to 735 code for a protein of 99 amino acids. Gene Ontology annotation, molecular function: transmembrane transporter binding; delayed rectifier potassium channel activity; voltage-gated potassium channel activity involved in ventricular cardiac muscle cell action potential repolarization. The record is from RefSeq and is a predicted model, not a curated record. Gene Ontology annotation, cellular component: membrane. Gene Ontology annotation, biological process: membrane repolarization during action potential; regulation of ventricular cardiac muscle cell membrane repolarization; ventricular cardiac muscle cell action potential. NCBI's taxonomy places the organism in Eukaryota, Metazoa, Chordata, Mammalia, Chiroptera, Phyllostomidae. The transcript is spliced from 4 exons.